Messenger RNA from Cornus florida, 6458 nucleotides. RefSeq lists its product as uncharacterized. The record is from RefSeq and is a predicted model, not a curated record. NCBI's taxonomy places the organism in Eukaryota, Viridiplantae, Streptophyta, Magnoliopsida, Cornales, Cornaceae. Bases 248 to 6013 code for a protein of 1921 amino acids. The transcript is spliced from 4 exons.
AAUUUCUCUCUACAAUUCAACACCAAAACACGCACACACGUAGUGACAACGCAGCAUCCAAAGCUGUUGCUGAGCCAAAAAGAAAGAAAAGAAGAAUUGGGGGAAAAAGCAGAGGACUUUCGGUUCCCUCAUAUGCUCAUCUCUACACCAAUCUGAUAUUGAAUUUGGUUAUCAUCAUCAUUCAUUCAUGUUCAACUGGUUUAUUAAGAUUGGAAAUUUUUUUGAGUGACAGAAGGAAGAGAGACAAAUGGGUGUUGGGUUGCUGGAUAUUGGAGUUCAAAUCCAGAAAUUUAUGGUCUUUGCGUUCAGAAGAUGUUAUAGAUCAGUUUGUAAUCAUCCAUUCCUUGUAGGUUUGGUGUUAUUCUUGAUUUUCCUGUACAGAUCAUUUCCUUUUUUGUUUUCCCUUUUCGUCUCUGCCUCCCCUGUUCUUGUUUGCACUGCUGUUCUCCUUGGAACCCUUUUGAGCUUUGGGCAGUCGAAUAUACCUGAAAUCGAGAAGGAAGAAGAGAGAAUCCAUGAGAUUUUGUCUUUGAAAACUGGGGUUUCAAGCGAUGCUGUUGUUGUUGAGAGAGAUGAGAGCUUUGAUAUAGAGAGGUACACUGAUAAGAGAAGGGAUGUAGUUGAGAAGUCCAUUCAGGAAGCAAGUUCCACAUCGAGUAAGGUCAGUGAACUUGACAGAGAUGAUAACAGUUUUCUUGAGAGCUCGCCGUUGAUCCAGGAGAAUUCCCGGGAAAUUCAAUUUGAGAAGCGGGUGAUUGAGGAAGAGGAGAGAGAAUUACUUGAUUCGGGAUAUGAAAAGAAGAGUGAAGUUAAUGAAGAGAGCCCACGCCAUGGGGAAGUUGUUGAGAAUCAAUACUCCCUGAUUCAUGAGGUUAGGGGGGAAGUUGUUGAGAAUCAAUACUCCCUGAUUCAUGAAGUUAGGGAUGAAAUAGUUAAUGGUGAAAAUGACAAAUCAUCAGUGGAAUAUGUCGAUUCUCGCAUGGCUGGUGACUUCGAUUCUUCUCAAAUUCCCCCUUGGAGACAAGUGGAGGCGGCAGAUCAUGAUGAUGAGGCUUCGGAUUAUGGGUCUGAUGAUGCAGAGAGUUCCUCUCCUGACGCUUCAAUGGCUGACAUCAUUCCAAUGCUUGAUGAGCUCCACCCACUUUUAGAUGAAGACGCUACUCAGCCUGGUCACAAGUCCCAUAGUGACUCUGAUGCCGCUUCUGAGCGGUCUCAGAAAUCCAGUGACAGCAUUAAUGAGUUAGAUGCGGAUGCUGAAAACCAAGAAGAGGAAGAAGUUGGUGAUGACGACGACGAAGAGGAAGACGCGCAGGGGGGAAAAGAGGAUGCAGUUACAUGGACAGAGGAUGACCAAAAGAAUCUCAUGGAUUUAGGAACUUCUGAGCUGGAAAGGAACCAACGUUUGGAGAAUCUUAUUGCUAGGAGAAGGGCAAGGAAAGAUUUGAGGAUGAUGGCUGAGAAGAACUUGAUAGACUUGGAUAGUUCUGACCUUCCGUUUAAUAUUGCACCCAUUUCAAUAACAAGACGCAACCCUUUUGAUCUUCCUUAUGACUCCAAUGACAACAUGGGAUUACCGCCCAUUCCUGGAUCUGCUCCAUCUAUUCUAUUACCAAGACGAAACCCUUUCGAUCUUCCUUAUGACUCAAGUGAAGAGAAACCUGAUCUCACGGAAGACAGUUUUCAAGAAGAGUACAAGACAUUUCAUCAAAAGGAGACUCUUUUCCGGAGGCAUGAAAGUUUUAGCGUGGGACCAUCAUUAUUUGGGCCUCACAAGCAGGAGAAGCAAGGUAGCAGGUUAAGACCUUAUUUUGUACCAGAACGAAUGGCUUCAGAAAGAACAAGCUUUUCUUACUUUCAGAGACAAUCAAGUGAACUUAGUGAGUCCCAGGUGAGCUCCAUUCCUGAAACAGAAUCAAUGUGUUCAGCCGGUGGUCAGGAAGUGGAGUUGAUCUCCAGCACAGAGCAUGUUUACGAGCUUGUUAAAGAUGGAAGUGAAUCCUCUGAAGAGUUAGAUACUGCAGAGUUUGGUCAAUCUGAGAAGAAAGAUGAUGUACUCGGUGAGGUUGAAAUUAAAUUGGGGGGACUGGAAUAUUAUCAUGAAAUGGAAUCGAGCUUAUCAGUAACAGGAGAUGUAGCAACUCCCAUGGAACACGACACAGGUGGAAUUCAUCUGAAUACAGGAGCAGCUGACAGCAUUCAAUCAAGCAUAUCAUUGUUAUCAGAAGUUAAUGGAAAGGUCUUUGAUGAGAAAGAAGAUGAAGGGUUAUCAAUUGUGGAGCCAAGAAAAGGCAAUGUUAUUGAAGAGUCUGGCAUUUCAAUGCAACCUUCUUUAGAAGAGUCGGGUUUCAACUUUACAAAUCGGUUGGUGGAUGAUAGUCAGCAUAAGGAGCCUGUUUAUGAUUUAAGCCCGACAGGAUUUGGGAAGAAACUCUCUUCUUCCUCCGUUUCUUCUGAACUGCAAGUUGAGAUACCCGAAACGGGCUUGCCAGCAGUGUUGGAUAAAAGAACCAUUCCUUUUGCAGAUAGAGAUUCUGGAGUAAGUAACCAGAGCAUUGAAAAGGACACUCCUAUCAGCGAAAAGAUGUUUGAAGGCUCAUCACAUUUGCAUGCAGUGGAUGAAAAUGAGUUGGAAUUGAGAGAAGUUACAGAGAUAAGUGAGCAUGAUGUUAUGAAUUUUGGGUUCGCACUUGUUGACCGAGAUGUUGACAGUGAAAAUGCAUCGAUAUUGCCUGACCUUGUUUUCGAGCAUGCUUCAAAUAAUCCAAAACCAUCUAAAUUUGUGGAGGAUCAUUUUAUGUAUCAGGAUGACAAUCAUCAGCAUGAACAGAAUGAGGUUGCCUCAUCAAUCUUUGACACAGAUAUACACGUAGUGGUCCAGCAAGAUGUGGGUGAAAAGGUGGAUUCCGUGGAUUUAAGUUCUCAGUAUAAGUUGUCUGGGGAUCUAAAUUUAUUUGCACCUGAGGACGACCAAGCCUCAUGGAGUGUUGAGCAACUUUCAGGGAUUUAUCCCUCUACAUCUUCUGAGACUGAACUAAUAGUGGAGCGCUCAAUUGAUAAGGAAGUAGCUCUUCAGUUUGAACAAUAUCAAGUCCACUCAUCAAGCUCUGAUGCAAAUUUCCUUGUUGACAUCCACCAUGAAGCAGAUGAUAGGCUGGUUUCUACACAUUAUCAAUAUGUUCCUGAGAAAAGCUCUGUGUUGGAAUUGGAGAAACAGAUGUCUUCGUCGAAUAAGUCUAUGGUUCAGUUGUCUUCCGACACUCAUGAAGAACAGCAGGAACCAUUGAUUAUCCAGUUGAAGUCUAUUGAGGAAGUAGGUGCUCCCAGCAAUUUGAAUGUGUCAGAAGUCCAGGAACCCAGUAACAAAGUUCAAUCAAAUAUCUACUCUCCCUUAAUUCCUGACACUGCCCCCUUUCCAUUUGAAGUUUCUGAAACCAGAUCCGCUACAGGUCUAGCCGAUUUAAAAGACAUCCUUGAUGGAAUGGAAAAUAAGGAACAAAUUCAGGUCUCAAAACACUUCAAUUAUCCAGCAGAAGCAACUGGGUCUUGUGUUGAUGAGCAAAAUAUAAUUGAAGAGGCAGAUAAGAUCAAAGAGAUUGACGAAGGAUUGCUGUUAGAAUUGGAUGCAGUUGGUGACUUCAGUGUCAAAGAAUUUGGAUCAAAAUUGAAUGACAUUGAAAAUCACUUGGUUCCUGCUGGAGAGAGGUUUCUUGUGCCGCGUGAUCUUGAAACCAAGUAUGACGGAACUGUUUGUGACCUUAUUGAAGCUGAUAAAAUUGAGCCUAUUGUAGAACCAGAGAACCCAAGUGCAUAUAGGGCUGAGGAGGAGAUCCAUCAAUAUCAAGAUGUGGAGGGUGCCUCAGAAUUUCAGAUGUCUGGGGCAAGCUACACCAAGCAUAUUGGUUCGCCCGUUGGGGAAAAUUUUCACAGAGAAGUCGAGAUUCCUAUGGAUUUCAAAUCAGUCAAUGAUGGAUCACUGCAAAAGAAAACUGAAAUUGAGCUCGCAGAUUCCAAAAUGAACCAAAUUUCAAUUUUAGACGAGAUCAGUUCAGGGAUUCCUGUUGUUGAAACACAAUCAGUUGAAGAUAUUGAUUCCAUGUUUUUUAAUACUAAAAUUGAAUUUGGGGAGUCUGAGAUACCGCACCAGGAUCAAAGUGAAGUAGAGAGCAUUUCUGAGACACCAGUUCUUGGAGCAAGGUCUCUUGAUGAUAUCGACUCAGACAUUGACCAAAUUGAUGAAGAAGAAAUUAAGCAACCUAUUGUUACUGAGUUGCUCCAUGCUGAGCAGACACCAGAAGAAACUGAACCCGGGUGUUCUGAACAUGGGAUUUUGCAGAAAGAUUCAAAUCUGACAGAAAACAAAAUGGAGUUGCCAGUUAUUGAGGCAACAUCAGUCGAAGAUAUUGGUUUGGCUUUUAAAAGUCUCCAUGAAGACAUAGGUAUUGAAAGACGCAUCCUCCCCAGUUCAGUUGAUGAUAAUCCAGAUGUACUCGUAUCCAAAGAUCCUGCAAAAACAAAUUCAGAAAUUGAGCUUGGAGAGUCUGAGAUGCCCCGCCAGGAUCAGAUUGGAGUGGAGAUCACUUCUGAGAUGCCAGUUCUUGAAGCACACUCUCUUGAAGAUAUUGAUUCAGCCUUCAAGCAAAUUGGUGAAGAAAAGGGUAAGAAACCUAUUGUUACUGAGUCACUCCAUGCUGAGCUGACGCGAGAAGAAACUGAACCCGGGUGUUCUGAACAUGGGAUUUUGCACGAAGAUUCAAAUCUGACAGAGAACAAAAUGGAGUUACCAGUUAUUGAGGCAACAUCAGUCGAAGAUAUUGGUUUGGCUUUUAAAAGUCUCCAUGACGACAUAGAUGUUGAGAAACACAUUCCCCCCAGUUCGGUUGAUGAUAAUCCAUAUGUGAUCGAAUCCAAAGAUAUUGCAGAAACGAAUUCAGAAAUUGAGCUUGGAGAGUCUGAGAUACCCCACCAGGAUCAGAUUGAAGUGGAGAUCAAUUCUGAGAUGCCAGUUCUUGAAGCAGGCUCUCUUGAAGAUAUUGAUUCAGCCUUCAAGCAAAUUGGUGAAGAAAAAAUUAAGAAACCUAUUGUUACCGAGUCACUCCAUGCUGAGCUGACGCCAGAAGAAACUGAACCUGGGUGUUCUGAACAUGGGAUUUUGCUCGAAGAUUCAAAUCUGAAAGAGAACAAAAUGGAGUUACCAGUUAUUGAGGCAAGAUCAGUCGAGGAUAUUGGUUUGGCUUUUAAAAGUCUCCAUGAAGACACAGAUGUCGUGAGACACAUCCUCCCCAGUUCAGUUGAUGAUAAUCCAGAUGUAAUCGAAUCCAAAGAUCCUGCUGAAAUGAAUUCAGAAAUUGAGCUUGGACAGUCUGAGAUACCCCACCAGGAUCAGAUUGAAGUGGAGAUCAAUUCUGAGAUACCAGUUCUUGAAGCACACUCUUUUGAAGAUAUUGACUCAGCCUUCAAGCAAAUUGGCGAAGAAAAAGUUAAGGAACCUAUUGUUACUGAGUCACUCCAUGCUGAGCUAACAACAGAAGAAACUGAACCCGUGUGUUCUGAACAUGGGAUUUUGCACCAAGAUUCCAAUCUGACAGAGAACAAUUUGGAGUUACCAGUUAUUGAGGCAAGAUCAGUUGAAGAUAUUGGUUUGGCUUUUCAAAAGCGCCGUGAAGACAGAGAUGUUGAGAGACACAUCCUCCCCAGUUCAGUUGAUGAUAAUCCAGAUGUGAUCGAAUCCAAAGUUCCUGCAGAAAUCAGUUCAGAUUUGCAAAUUGCCGAAGCAAGUUCUUUAGGAGAUACCAAUAUGAUUAUAAAGCAGGUCGCAGAAGGUAAUUUGGAGAAGCCACUGAAAUCAGAUUCUGAAGGUGGAUAUGCAAGAACAGAGGCAAAUGAAGUAGGUUCCUCCAAGGAAGAUGAAUCAAGCAUUAAAGAAUUUGGUGUGCCAGAAACUAGCACAUGCGCAGUUCAAACAUCUGAAGGUUUAAAUUUAAGUAUGUCUCAUGUCGAAGAAAAGAAAGCUUAAAUCUCAUGAAUCAAGCUGCAGUUCCAGGCUUUCAGCUCCUGCUCAUCUCCAGUGGUUCUGAUAAACAAGAGGGCAAGAUGAGAAACAAAAAAUUGGUUUGACUUUUCCUCUUUGGUUUUCCUCCUUUAUGGUGAGAUUUGUGGUCUUCUGGUUUGGUUAGCAAGUUUGUCUUCGUAAUGGUGGGAGGGUAUUGUUUGUGUUAUUUCGAGAUUUUUUUUUUUUUACUGAUUGAUUCUUCAAGAAUGAGUUUUUUUUGUACUUCUUGAAGUGUGAAAUUUCCCAUUUAGUUAUGUUUCUGGGAGUGAGCUGGUUGUGGCAUACCUGGAGAAAGGAAUGUUUUAUUCCUUCCACUUUGUAUAUCAUUUUCUUUUCCCUGUUGUAAAAGUUGCCCUUUAGAGUGUUUCUAAAAACAUAUUUGUGCAGAUCUUUUUUUUUUCCCUCUGAA